AUGGAGAUGCAGUCGUACUACACCAAGCUGCUGGGAGAGCUCAACGAGCAGCGCAAGAGGGACUUCUUCUGUGACUGCAGCAUCAUCGUGGAGGGGAGGAUCUUCAAAGCGCACAAAAACAUUCUGUUUGCCAACAGCGGCUACUUCCGAGCCCUGCUGAUUCACUACAUCCAAGACAGCGGACGCCACAGCACCGCCUCCCUGGACAUUGUCACCUCAGAGGCCUUCUCCAUCAUCCUCGAUUUCCUUUAUUCCGGGAAGCUCGAUCUCUGCGGGGAGAACGUUAUCGAGGUGAUGUCUGCAGCUAGCUAUCUGCAGAUGACCGAUGUGGUCAACUUCUGCAAAACUUACAUAAGGUCCUCCUUAGAUAUUUGCAGGAAAAUAGAAAGAGAAGCUGCUUUUUACCAGGCUGAUAGUGGGAGUGCUAGCUCUGCGAGAGAGGGCACCUCCUACAGCUCCAAGAGCCAGUGCUCUGCCUCUGUCUCUUCCCUGCAGGAAAAGGAAAGGAUUUCGGAUUGCCAAAGGGAUCCUCCCUGCGGGGAGUGCAGCAGCUGCCAUCCCUUGGAGCUGGUGGUCAGAGACCCUGUGAGCAGCGACUCUCCAGAUGAUGCCAACUCCUCCCUGCCCAAAGUGGUGGAACCCAAAGUCGAGUUUGACUCUGAUGAAGUGGAGGUGGAAGUCGGUGGCCGGCUGCCCCAGUACCCCACCCCACUGUCCCUUGAGCAGAUGGAAGAGGGCCUGCAGGGUGGGCAGGCCGUGGACCUGGCCUGCAAUAACUAUCACAUGAAACAGUUCCUAGAGGCCCUGCUGCGCAACAGCUCAGCUCAGAGGAAGGAUGAUGUGGUUCAUCACUUUGUCCGGGGCUUUGAGGGUAGGCCAGAGGAUGCAGGGGUAGCCAUGAGUUCCAUGAUGGACAUUCACAGCGACUGGUAUGGUGAGGACACAGGUGAUGUGCUGGUGGUGCCAAUCAAGCUGCACAAGUGCCCGUUCUGCCCCUACACGGCGAAGCAGAAGGGGAUCCUCAAGCGGCACAUCCGCUCGCACACCGGGGAGAGGCCCUACCCCUGCGAGACCUGCGGCAAGCGCUUCACUCGCCAGGAGCACCUCCGGAGCCAUGCCCUGAGCGUGCACCGCUCCAACAAGCCAAUUAUCUGCAAAGGCUGCAGGAGGACCUUCACCAGCAGCCUGUCCCAAGGGCUGCGCCGCUUCGGCUUGUGCGACAGCUGCACCUGCGUCACCACCACCCACGAGGACUCCAUGCCCAUCAACCUCAGCCUCGUGGAGCCUUCAGCAGAAGGCCAGGAGAAGGGGGAUGCUGAGAAUGAUUGGCCCAUAUAUGUGGAGUCUGGAGAGGAAAAUGAUCCAGCUGAUGAUGAUGAUGAUGGGGAUGACAAGCAGGAGAUCCACAGGAGCUUGUCGGACCGAGAAACUCUUAUGUAG
This is a messenger RNA of Indicator indicator, 1440 nucleotides long. It is a transcript of the gene ZBTB8B, whose product is annotated as zinc finger and BTB domain containing 8B. Gene Ontology annotation, biological process: regulation of transcription by RNA polymerase II. The record is from RefSeq and is a predicted model, not a curated record. Lineage: Eukaryota; Metazoa; Chordata; Aves; Piciformes; Indicatoridae. Gene Ontology annotation, molecular function: RNA polymerase II cis-regulatory region sequence-specific DNA binding; protein binding; DNA-binding transcription factor activity, RNA polymerase II-specific. The transcript has 3 exons. Bases 1 to 1440 code for a protein of 479 amino acids.